Molecule: messenger RNA, 942 nt
Organism: Plasmodium fragile
Lineage: Eukaryota; Apicomplexa; Aconoidasida; Haemosporida; Plasmodiidae
Exons: 1
Coding region: 1-942 (313 amino acids)
Source: RefSeq, a predicted model, not a curated record
AUGAGCGCUUUACCCCGCAGCAAAACGUGCAGCGUGCGUAGAAUUCGCAACAUCGGUGAGUCCGAUGAGCACCUGUGUGAAGACCAGCACAAGUCACCCCCAUAUAAAAGAAGAAAAACGACGGAGUUUCAACAAUCCGGAAGGAGGAACAAUUGGGAAAGCAUCUCCACCAGUGAAGUGAAGAUACAAGGACGUUUCUCCUCCGAAAAGGAACACAUACACAAGGAACCACCCGCCAAGGAUGACGCCACAAGUAAAUCUCCCCCCAGUUGCUCAGACCCACAGAAUGCCUCAAAGGAGGAAACGCAAAUUAAGAAAUACAGCAUCGAUUUUGAUACCUUCAAUGAGAGCAUGUUCGAUGUAAGUAUCGAGCUCGGUGAUAGAGACCUAGGGGAAGGUCCCCAAUUUGAAUGCACAUCAGAGGAUACGGAGGGAGACACAGAGAGUGCUCCUUACCAGAAUAACGAGGAUGAAAAGGAUGACGAAACCGAAAGGAGGAGAGAUAACCUCAGAAGAAGCAACCACAUGGGGAACAGAGACUACCAUGAGGAGAAGGGGAACACACCCAAAUCGUCUAUGCACUUCUACAAUAGCAGUGAGAACUCUUCGCACAGCUCCCUCGACGUAAACGAAAUUUUACAAACAAGGACCCACGAACGAGUGGAAAAAAAAAACAGAAACACGUACAUCCUGCAACACAAGGAGAGAAUUAGGGAAAGGAAAAAUGAAAAAAAAAACACAAAAAAUAAUAGCACUUAUAGUAACAAUUUAAAGAAUAACUUUUUAAAGAUUACCAAAACGACAAAAGACAAUGUGAAGAGGGCCAGCAUCGCCAGUGUCAUGCUCGAGAAUUUGUCUAACCGGGACCCCGACAGCGACUUCGGAAGCGAAGUUAGCAGUGGCAACAGUGAAAACAGCCAUAUGAGUGAAAAAUCAAUAUAG